Messenger RNA from Physella acuta, 4713 nucleotides. RefSeq names its product speract receptor. The record is from RefSeq and is a predicted model, not a curated record. Gene Ontology annotation, cellular component: plasma membrane. Gene Ontology annotation, biological process: intracellular signal transduction; cGMP biosynthetic process; receptor guanylyl cyclase signaling pathway. Gene Ontology annotation, molecular function: guanylate cyclase activity; peptide receptor activity; protein kinase activity. NCBI's taxonomy places the organism in Eukaryota, Metazoa, Mollusca, Gastropoda, Physidae.
AUGACGUCACCCAGCGCUAACCGCACGUCACAUCAUCGUCUGAGACAGUUCCAGACGGCAUCCAGCACCUGCCGCAACCCAUCCCUUAUCAUCUACUUCCUGUUCUGGAAUCUUCUCAUCAUACACUGCUCCGCCAACACCGAUACUAAGACAGAAGGCACCUCGCCCGUCCUGAAAUUAAGCCGGCACUCUAAACUCAACUGCCACGAACAAAAGUACUCUGACGUUAACUCCAGCACCAAGACCACAGCGGCGCCCUACCCUCGACAUGCCCCGCCCUCGGAGAUCACCAUUGGAUACAUCGCCAGCAACACGAAAAGGGAAGACAACCAACUCUACAUCCCGCCUGGGCAGCUCUACUCAGGGGCGAUAACCUACGCUAUACAAAAAAUUAACGAGGAUCCCAACAUCCUGCCCAAUACCACCCUGAAAUUUGUCAUCGCUGACACCUAUGGCGAGGAGAAGGAGAGUUUGUUUCAGACGGCUGAGAUGAUCUACAAGAACAUUUCGGCCAUCAUCGGCCCUCAGGAGACGUGCGUGCAUGAAGCCAGGCUGGCCGCGGCUUAUAACGUCCCCAUGAUCUCAUACUACUGCACAGCAUCGGAGGUGAGCGACAAAUCCCUGUAUCCGACUUUCGCUAGAACCAAACCUACGGAUUCACAGAUCUCCGAGACCGUGGUAUCGAUUCUACAGCACUUCAAGUGGAAUCGAGUAACGUUUAUUUAUAACAAUAACACGGAGUACACGCCCACGGCUGAAACGAUACUAGAGCUGAUGGUGGCCCACAAGGUCGAGGUCAACUCAGUCCACACGUACGGCGGGCCGUACUUCCACAAUCACAUGGGGAACCCGUUUGUUGAGAUCGUGGCCAAGACACGCCACAAUACCAGAAUCUACGUGAUGCUGGGCGAGUCCUUCGAAUUUGUUGGGCUAAUGGAUAAUCUUAAAGACACUGGAUUACUGGAUACUGGCGACUACUUUGUGAUGGGCGUCACCCGGGACACGUUCAAACUGAGCAAACCACAAGAGUAUUUUUUAACAGGGAUCUUUGACGACAUUGUGAAGAACGAGACGGCCAUGGCGUACCGCCACUUCCUGAGCAUCAUCCACACCCCACCCACCGACCCCAACUACAAGGCCUUCGAGGAGACGGUCGACGAUUACCUGGAGAAGCCGCCCUUCAACCUUGUCAACAUCUACAAGCUAGACAAGAAGCGGAACAUUCUACCAGAGGCCGCUUACCUGUAUGACGCAGUAAUGAUCUAUGCUCAGGUGAUCCACGAAUUUAUACAAGAGGGACGGGACACUAGGGAUGGUAGGGCGAUCAUAGACCGUAUCAGAGGACGCUCGUACAAAAGCGCGUUCGGCUACGUCAGCAGGAUCAACUCAUGUGGUGACGCCCUCGGCAACUACUCGGUGAUCGUCUGCCGAGCAUUGAAGGACGGCGGUUGGCGGAUGCACCCGAUUGGCACCUUCCAUCACGACACAGAUUCCAGCGAGAUACCUAAGUUUCAGUUCCACCAAGACGAGAGCAUGCAGUGGAUCAACGGCCAACCCCCACCAGAUGAGCCAAAGUGCGGCUUCAAGCAUGAGAAGUGUAUGCCGCCUAAAUCCUACACGUACGAGAUCGCCGGGGGCUUCACUGGGGGUAUCAUCUUCAUCAGCAUCAUCAUCGGAUACAUCUUCUACAACAACUGGAGGUACGAGCAAGAACUAGCUGGCCUCUUGUGGAAGAUAGAACUCUACAAGGACAUCGUGCUGACUACUAACCCCUACUAUAACACCAACUCUGGCACCAACAAUAAGACCUCCCUAAACAAGUCGGCGAGCCAGUCGUCCCUGAUAUCUGUGUCAGAUAUUGACAUGCGACAGCUGUUUACUCACGUCGGCAUUUACAAGGGCACGGUCGUGGCCGUCAGGAAGGUCAACAAACAGCAUGUCGAGCUCACGAGGAGUGUCAAGAAGGAGCUUAAGACGGUGAGGGAACUACGUCACGACAACAUCAACCCGUUUAUUGGCGCGUGCGUGGAAUCACCCCACAUCUACGUUGUCACCGGCUACUGCAGUAAAGGCAGUUUACAGGAUAUCCUAGAGAAUGAGGAUAUACUUCUCGAUUCCAUGUUCAUAGCGUCAUUAGUCUCCGAUAUAAUAAAGGGCAUGAUCUACCUUCACGCCUCAGAGCUCAUCUCCCACGGUAAACUGAAGUCAUCUAACUGUGUCGUAGACAGCCGCUGGGUGCUGAAGAUCACGGACUACGGGCUGCACGAGUUCAUGGCGGGGGAGGUGCAGCCCCUGGGGGAGUACGCCCUAUACAGAAAUAUGUUGUGGAAGGCACCUGAGUUGAUCCGGAACAAACACGCCCCAGCCCGGGGCACGCCCGAGGGGGACGUCUAUUCCUUUGGAAUUAUUCUGUUUGAGAUCCACUCGAGGAACGGGCCCUACGGAGCUUGUGAGCUCACGCCUAAAGAAAUCGUUGAGAGGGUUAUCACCAGGGAUGAAAACGGUCACCCCUUCAGGCCCCGCCUCUCUGAGAUUAGCUCCACCCCCAAGUUCAUCACUGACGUCAUCAAAGAAUGCUGGGACGAGGACCCGCCCAAGAGGCCGGACUUUAAGACACUGCGGACCAAGCUGAAACCGAUGCAGAAAGGAAUGAAGUCCAGCAUCUUCGACAACAUGAUGGCCAUCAUGGAGAAGUACGCCAGCAACCUGGAGAGUUUGGUCCAGUCCCGGACAGACGAGCUCAUCGAGGAGAAGAAAAAAACGGAGGAGUUGCUACAGGACAUGUUGCCGGGGACCGUGGCGGAGCAGUUGAUGCACGGCAAACAGGUGGAGGCCGAGAGCUUUGACCUAGUGACCAUAUUCUUUAGUGACAUCUGUGGCUUCACGACCCUCAGCUCGGAGAGUACGCCCAUGCAGAUUGUGGACAUGUUGAAUGUAUUGUACACACUGUUUGACUCCAUCAUCGAGUACUACGAUGUGUACAAGGUAGAGACCAUCGGUGACGCGUACAUGGUGGUCAGUGGUCUGCCCAAGAGGAACGGCAACAGACAUGCCGGAGAGAUUGCCUCUAUGGCCCUACACCUGCUCCAGGAACUGAAGGUGUUUAAAAUCCCCCACAGACCCAGCGACCAGAUCAAGUUGAGGAUAGGGAUCCACUCCGGCCCUGUCGUGGCGGGGGUGGUGGGGCGGAAGAUGCCCCGGUACUGUUUGUUCGGGGACACGGUCAAUGUGGCGUCUAGGAUGGAGAGUAACAGUCAGGCGUUAAAAAUUCACAUUUCUGAGCCUACUAUGAACCUGCUAGUUCAGAUUGGUGGGUUUGAACUACAAGAAAGGGGAAAUAUCGACAUAAAGGGUAAGGGCGUGAUGAAGACAUACUGGCUGACUGGCGAGGACACAAGCAGACGUAUGCAGCGUGUCCAGAGAGGCAUGGCCCGGAUGGAGAGGACUGGCUCCACCAGGAGACGGACUAAGCUGGACAAGCCCCUCACCCCCAAGUAUUGCGGCUACAAGAAGUCCGACAGCUCACCCCAGCACCAGACCAUUUCCUCCAGCUUCAGCGGCGGCAACUGUAAUUUUUCCCUGGAGUCUCCGGCGAACUUCAGACACAACAACUACCUACAUCCGUACCCUUACUCUUUGCUGGUUGGCCCUACAAGCGAGGAUCUGAUUCGUAGAUCGUCGUCUAGACGGAGGAGGUUGAAGUUCGCUAUCGGGGGUGAGGAGUGCGAGAGAGAUAUUUCCGUGAGCGUCGAAGAGCAGGAUUUGGAGCCGUUGGAAUUUACGGCUGAUUCUUUACCGACGAUUAUUCGGUCAAAAACAGACCAGGAUUGUACGUCUGCUAGUGAAGGGGAGAUAAGCGGGAACAAAAGCGAGCGGUCUGGCAGCGUGUUAAGUAACCUGUCCGUUAAAGAUAACGAUGACGUGUUUUUACCGGACGGGAAAUACCCCGCGAUGGAGAGCUCCACCGUGACGUUGUCAAACGGUGACGAAAGAGUGAAGGAAACCAGUAGUAUAUCGUCCACACAAUCGUUACCCUCACGGAGAAUUAAAGCCCCCAUUGUCCGCAUAGAAUCCUUCGACUUUGAGAGAAUCUCAUCCCCCGUCAAACGAUACUCACGAACCGACUCCGCAUCCGCCCCUCACAUUAACACCCCUACCUCGAAACACCCCCAACAUUUUAACACCAGUCAAGUCUCUGACUCCAGUCACAUCCCUGACUCCAAACAUGACUUUAUUAAUUCUAACGAUGUUACCAACACGUGUCAUAAUCAGAAAAAAAGAGACAGUGAUUCUGAAAAUUUGGAAGACAAUUCCAGAAUUCCACAGCAAAACGACACCCCGAAAAAUAUAAAAGUCCUCAACGGAAUCGCAGCGAAUUUCGCCAGCCCCAGUUUAGCCAACCACAGGGUUUCACCUUUCAUUGAACAACCCGACCCGUUCUGCAUAGACUCCUCAGACGACGAUCAAACAGACUUCUGCUUGGCCAAUCAGGAAGCGUUGCCCUUCAUGGACUCCGUGUAUGACGACACGACCUGCAGUAUCGAGGUAGAGACGUCGCCCUACAGAACCCGGCACAAGAAACACCCCAAGGGGUCUAACUCUUCGGACGGUUCUCAACACGCUAAACACGAACUCAUGCCGUUGCUUUCAACAAAGGAAAACGAUAAAAAAUCUGGAUUUGUUGUAACUUGUGAUGAAGAGGAACAGGUUUAA